CAGAUGGCAAGGUGAGUUUCGAUGCAAAAGAGCCUUUCUAUACUUUGAUCAUUUCUUCUCAUCUUCUCGUUCGAGCUGAGACCUGUCAACUCAAUCGUGUCAAUACCACAUUCAUUUCAACAACCUUCGUCACUCUCUUUCAUCAUCUUUUUCCUACACUUCUUGUUGCACUUCUCCAUCGACAGUAUCUCGAAAUGGCAAUCAUGAAGAACCUCAUGCUCGUCGCGACACUCGCCAGUGUUGUCGUCGCCCAGUCAUCCGGUGUUGUGGACGUCUUCUUCCCUGGUGCCGACGGUCAGACCUUCAUCGGCUCCGUCAUCACCUCGGAUGCCUCCCAAACCACUCUGGCUGUGACCUGCCCAACAGACACGAGCGGUUCCAGUUCCGAUCUCGACUGUGGCUUCGAUGAGCCCAUCACGGUGACUGUGGGACCCUCGACAUUCCAUGCCGAGGAGUCAUUCGAGGGAAUCACCGCCAUCCUCGAGUGUAGCUUGGAUGGCACUACGUCCGCAGUCUGCGCCGAGACUUACAUCGGUCCUGCUUACCUGAUUGACGCCGACGUGAAUGAUUUGACUGCGAGCGAUGCGACCACCGACACUUCGCUCAUUACCACAUCCACCUCCACCAGCCUGACUGGCACUGACGUCGUCUUCAUUCCCGUCACCUUGGUCAGUGAUUUGGAGGGUCCUGCCGAGACUGGCGCUGGUGCCACUACAUCGACUGCUUCGCAGACUGGCACCACCGCCAGCAGCAGUGGCUCUGGCACAACGGCCACCACCGGCACAACCGGCACAACCUCAGCAACGAGUUCUUCGACAGGAUCCGCGACUGGCGCGGACGCAGCUGCCACAACCUCAAGCGGAAAUGGAGCUGGUCGCGCGGAUGGCAGCAUGUUGACUUUGUCUGGAUUUGGCGCUGGUCUUUUGGGUCUGGCUGCACUCAUUUUGUAGAUGUGGGGUGGAGCGACCUGUCGAUCUCGAAGGAAGUACUCAAGGGACAAUGGUGCUAAACCCGAAGCAGUCAGUGAUGGAGGAUGAAGAAACCGGAUUUGGAUGAAGAUGAUAGCGUCAAGGAUGACGCGGUGGAGUUUUGGUAGAUUUUCCUCGGAUAUGACAUCCAAGUGGCAACCGAGCAAUCCAUGCACAAUGACAUCGUGGACAUCAGGUGACCUGUCUACUCCUCCAAAGUCUCAAAUGUGCUUGUAGAUUUUGUUUCGCCGAGAAGUAGUUUUUAUGUAUAUUCAUCCGGGCAAGCUGUCUUUCGACUCGGUGGAGUUUGUUUUGUGGCCAAUUUCAGACUUGGUCCACUCGAAAGAUUUCUCCCGGGCACACAGAAUGUGACAAGCAAC
This is a messenger RNA of Exophiala mesophila, 1348 nucleotides long. RefSeq lists its product as uncharacterized. The transcript has 2 exons. The record is from RefSeq and is a predicted model, not a curated record. Bases 195 to 950 code for a protein of 251 amino acids. NCBI's taxonomy places the organism in Eukaryota, Fungi, Ascomycota, Eurotiomycetes, Chaetothyriales, Herpotrichiellaceae.